AUGUCCUGGCGCGACAUCAACAACUUCCGCACCCUGCCAGGAGAGAAGACGUACCUGCUGUUCUACACGAAGAUCCUUCCAGAAGGCGCCAUCGUCAUCGACUCCCCGGAGACAAUCCCAAGGCCGGCCGCGGCGGCGCCCAUCGACCUGGAUCCCAGCGACAGCGACUCCGACGUGCUGAUGCAAAAGGAUGACCCGGAGCCAAAAACGCUGUCACAAGAACUUUCCGACAUGCUUGAUGCGCUCCCGUCCGAGAGCAACGCCGGCGACCGGUGCAAGCCGGCAGCAUACCAGUACAAGCGGGUAGCCCGGCAGGAUGCCAGGCCUGCCAAACGUUGUCGAGGGAUCUUCAACUACACCAAGGAGGAGCGCAGUCUUAUCGAAGACACCUUGCGCAAGAGUGCGUCGCUCAAGGACGCCAUGAAGGCUCUCGGCGAAGCCAUGCCCAAGUUCACCGCGAAGAACGCGGAGUCGUCAUCUUACCUGAACCGAACAACUCUGCGCAGGUGGUUCAACGACCACGAGCGUCUCGCCAAGGCUGUCGCCUUGCCGGACAAGAUCGCCGCCGAGACCACUUCAUUGCUUCCCGGCCCCAGCAACAAGGACCUCGCCGAGACCUCUGCUCCGCCGGAAAUCGUCACGGACAGCAGCUCGGCGAGACGCCCUCCCCGCAAAAGCUGCCGAAGCACUCUUUCCGAAGACGAUGCGGCCAUCGUUGCCACAGCGCUCGCAGAGGUGAAUAAUGCAGAAGAUCUUGCCAAACUCCUUGCCGUCAGAUUGCCAGGCUUCAGCUACGAAGACAGAAAUGCUGUUAAUUACAUUCCGAGAAGCACUCUCUACAACUGGUGUCAGCGUCAGCAGGUCAAGGAAUGGUUCGGCCGGGGAGGCGCCCAGCUUCCCGCGACUUGGCAGGACGAGCAUGUUCGCUACUUCGCCGUCGUCGCCAAUAUGCCGACGCAGCGGGCCAAGAUGGAACCCGACAGCAGCGACAUCGAUGUCAUGUGGUUCACCGGUGGAUCCUGGACCUUCUGUCCGCACUGCGGUCGACACCAAGCUCGAACCUUCACAGCCGAGUGGUCCAUCACAGAUUACAAGGCGGACCGACCUUGCAAGCCGUGCUGCGACCCGGACGCUCUCGAGCUGCUGCGCUCGCCACAAGGGAAGCUGCCGUUUGGCAAAUUGAUGGGCUACGUGACGCCAUUGGCGCACAAUUGGCUGCCCUGGCUUCGCCACCUGCAAGGCGUCCGCUUGCCUCUUACGACCCUGCUUUCCGAAAAGGAAAUCCGCGACUUGGCCAUCGCGGACAUCAAAGUCGACUUCGUCACGAAGCGCGGCGGGAACGCGGAGGUUGUCAGCAAGCAGAAGAAGACGGUGGUGCGUUGCGUUUGGCGACCGCAAUCGCUGCUGGAUCUCCGUCGCAGUCCACUGGCCCAAAGAGCUUUCGAGUGGCUCAUGGACAACAACACCACCUACAGAAGAUACGUAGAGACGCACCACGCCCUGCUUGCGGCCGGAGAACCACGAGAGUUUCCGACGGCAUCCCUGCUCUUGCAGACGCCCGGAAUCGAAAUCGCCGUGCGACCGUGGCUCUAUCCGCUGGCCAGCUUUGCGGACAGCGACCUGCAGCUGCGACUCCGACCACUUGGCUGGACGUCCGAAAACGCAAAGCCAAGUGUCAGAGCCGGAUUCCUUCGCAAGAUCCUCAGUCGAUGCACGGAGUACAGCCGAGAUUAUCCUUUGAAGGCCUUAUACUACGACCUGUGCAUGGCGCAUACUAUUUCGGCGGUCGUCAACAUCGGCAUCAAGCAGAAGGUCGCUCCGGAAAUCAUUGCGAGCGACAUGGAUAUCUUCGAAGGCUACUGGCAUCAACAAAUCAGGAAGAUGGAGGACAUUUGCAGGCUCGAGCACGAGCGCACGGGACGACUGGACAGAGCCUUACCGAACGUGUUCUUCACCAUCGCGCCCGCAGAGUGGAAGUACCUGCUGCCCCACGGACUGUUUUUUGCAGACUCUCUCAGCCACCAGCAGGACCUCCUGACGCUCCACCUCUACCACAGCAUCAACAACAUGCUGGAAGCACAUCUCCUCAGAGACGGACCGAGCUUGAAGCUGGUCGGAGUGGAGAGCGUCCGUCAAUGGAGCCUCCGCUUCGAGUUUCAAUCCCGCGGCACCUUGCACGUGCACGUGGUCUUGUGGGCGAAUCUGGCGGAAGGCUGGACGUCCGAUGAUCUCAAUGGCCGCACCGACACCAAGAAAACCAGUGCAUUCCUUCAGCUGUUGGAGCGCCUCUUCCGAUGUCGAGCAGACGUGCAAUGCGGCGACGGCUCGCACGUUCUUUUGCGGUAUGUGGCAGGGUACAUCAGCAAGGCUUCGGAUGCGCUCCAGUUCAAAAGCAGCAAAGCAAAGAACAGCUCCAGGGACAUGUACGCUGCUUAUCAGCAUCACAUCUGGACGUCUCCAGACGCUUUCGGGCAUGGCGGUGAUCUCACCUUCAUCCAAUGGCUUCGGCGCUUUCGCCCGAGUGACGACCCGAAGCACAAGCACAAGGUCACGGCCCGCAACGCGGCUGGACCGGCAAGAGGCAAAGAUUGCGGUGUGGCCAUCAGCUUCCCGUUCGAGCUCCUGGACAUCUUCAUCGGAGCUUGGGCUGCCUCCUGCCUGCCGGGCAUGCUUGAGUCUCGACUUCUGCCGGAAGAGACUCCCAGCCAGGAGCACUAUCCGCCAUAUCUCGAGGAGGAGCGCCAGCGCAAGGGACUUUUGCGAGCCCCCGCUGGCUGCUUGCACCUGAAAACGGUUUUGUGCCUGGACGAGUUCCAGAAAGCAGGAUCGAAUCCCAAUACCUUUGCCCCGGAUGUUGGCAAGCUGCUGACAAGUAUCGAGCUCGAGCUACAAUUCCGCGGCUUGGGGGCGGACCGGAUCAACACCUUCAAGGCCCGAGUGCACGCCUGCACGCUUCUUCUGCUUCAGAUCUACAGUGGAGCCGAAGAUCCUGAACUGUGGAGUGCACGGAGAGUGCCGGCGGCACCAGAGCGGCAGUGGUCGGCCGAGCAGCGACAAGUUCUCGACUACAUCGAGCAAGGCAUACGCGUCGCCGAUGCAGCCGAGAUCCAGGCAUCGAACCGGAUCCUUCACGUCACCGGUGGACCGGGCACCGGCAAAACAGAGGUGGUCAUUGCCGCUACCAGACGUGCCCUGGAGGACGGCUGUCGCGUCCUGGUUGCCGGGCCCAUAGGCCUCCUGGUCGCCAUGUAUCGACAGCGCCUACCGGCAGAUCCGAAUCUGACCAUGGAAACCGUGCACUCGGCGUUCCAGAUCGUGAGACAAGCCGACGAAGCUUACAUCCCGCCUGGACGCCUACGCAAUUACGACCUCAUCAUCUUGGACGAGGUCAGCCAAAUCGACAGUCCUGUGUGGAGAAAGCUGCAGACGGCGCUGGCAGAGCUGCAUCCAUCUCCUUACAUAGUGCUCGUGGGCGACUUCCAGCAGCUGCAACCCAUUGUGGGACGACCACGACUGCACCAGAAUCUGCAAGAGCAAAUCCUGAAGGGUGCGGUCACUUGCGUCCGACUCCGGCAACACGAGGCGGCACGCUCCACGGAUCCUGCGAUGCUAGACUUCCUCAACCGGGCACGACAGAGCCAGCCCAGCAGAGUCGAACUGGAGAGCUUCUUUCGAGGACGCGUGUGGAGUACAGACCUCGACGAAGCGGUCCGCACCGCAAGAACUCUGGAGCGGGACGGAAAAGAUUUUACUUUCCUUACGGUCACCAACCGCGGCGCUGCAGCCAUCAACACGGCCAGAGUGCCCACCGACACGGAGCCUGUCGUCCUCGACCCCGGCAUGAGACUGCGCUUGACCUACAACGUUGACAAAGACCGCAGCUUCGUCAACGGACAAAUGGGAACGAUUCGCCUCAUGCUCCGCCGGGACAUCGUCGUGCUAGCAUCUGACCAAGGCACGUCCAUCUUAGUGCAUCCCAUUUGCGUCAAAGGCCAAAUGUUUCUCCCGGUGGCAUACGGCUGGGCAACUACCAUCCGCCGUGCACAAGGCGCCACUCUUGGGAGAGUUGGACUUUGGUUCGACCGAUGCGUAGCCGACCGAGGCUACGCGUACGUUGGAGUGUCAAGGGCCAAGCUGAAGGCAGAUGUCUAUCUCCUCGGUCAGGUUCGCCGUACAGACUGGCGAGCCGUAGGCGGAGAGAAUGACCCGGCCGAGCAAUCCAUGCCCAGCGUCCUUAGCGACAGCACGGGCUCGGAUGAAAGGCCAGAUUCCGAAAGUGAGGAGGAGUCCGGACCACACGAGUCCGAUUUCGACGGCUGGGACUGA
Symbiodinium necroappetens is the source of this 4326-nucleotide messenger RNA. The record is from the annotation of a GenBank genome assembly. NCBI's taxonomy places the organism in Eukaryota, Dinophyceae, Suessiales, Symbiodiniaceae.